This is a messenger RNA of Olea europaea var. sylvestris, 3077 nucleotides long. RefSeq names its product TBC1 domain family member 5 homolog A-like. Lineage: Eukaryota; Viridiplantae; Streptophyta; Magnoliopsida; Lamiales; Oleaceae. Gene Ontology annotation, molecular function: GTPase activator activity. The record is from RefSeq and is a predicted model, not a curated record. The transcript is spliced from 6 exons. Gene Ontology annotation, biological process: activation of GTPase activity. Bases 313 to 2880 code for a protein of 855 amino acids.
AGUCAGGGGAUCAGUCAUUUGUUUUACAUGUAUACCAGCAGAGGAAAUGCUUCCUGAGUAACACAUCAUUCAAUUGGUAGAGGUCCCAAAACUUCAGAAAUUUCUUCUUCAGUUUUUAGAUUUUCCUUUUUUCUAUAACAAUCAACAAGCUCUUUAGCAUCUGUCUCGAGACCCGUCCAGAUGCAACUGGCGUGCGGUGGCGUGCAACUUCCAUGCGGUGUCCGAAUGUUUGACGACGACCAAAUGCUGUGGGUCGUGCGAGUUUAGCAACAACGAGUGACGCGACCGAAUACUGUGGGUGGAAAGCCUGGGAUGAUUUCAAAAUUCCAAUUUUUUCAAUUGAGGGAUACGGGGAACUUUUUAGUGUUGCCCCCUUCUUUUCACGACGACCGGGGACCGUUGGUCGUGCGACGACGAUCGGCGAGGUGUGUUGUAACUGACUGUGUGUUGUUUUGGGGAGUUCCUAUGGAGGCUACAAUGCCUGAAACGGCGUCUUGUUCUGAAGGUCCACGCCGUUUUGGAUAUCUUAGAGGGGUCCAAUGGCGCAUAGAUUUGGGAAUUUUACCAUCUUCUCCUUCUUCAUCCAUUGAUGAUCUUCGCCUGGUCGCUGCCAAUUCUCGUAGGAGGUAUGCUGCUUUGAGGAGGCAGCUUCUAAUUGAUCCUCAAGUUCUGAAGAAUGGAAGUUGUUCUCCUGAUGUUGUCAUGGACAAUCCACUGUCACAAAAUCCAGAUAGUAUGUGGGGUCGCUUCUUCCGGAAUGCUGAACUGGAGAGAAUGGUAGACCAGGAUUUGACACGUUUAUAUCCUGAACAUGGUAGCUAUUUCCAGACACCUGGAUGCCAAGGCAUGUUAAGACGAAUUUUGUUACUUUGGUGCCUUAGGCAUCCAGUUUAUGGUUACAGACAAGGGAUGCACGAACUCUUGGCACCUCUGCUCUAUGUUCUUCAUAUUGAUUUGGAGCUUCUUUCUGAAGUGAGAAAAGUUUAUGAGGACCACUUCACGGACAUAAUUGAUGGCUUCUCAUUUCAUGAAAAUGAUUGGACGCAUAAGUUUGAUUUUAAGAAAUUACCCGAGUACAUGGAAGAUUGUAAUGGAUCCGAAAGUCCUGUGAAAAUUAACAGUCUUGGUGAACUUGAACCGAAGAUACAAACCAUUGUUUUGCUAAGUGAUGCCUAUGGGACUGAAGGCGAACUUGGUGUUGUCUUAUCCGAGAAAUUUUUGGAACAUGACGCGCAUUGUAUGUUUGAUGCUUUAAUGAAUGGGACUGGUGGUGCUGUUGCCAUGGCAGAAUUUUUCUCUCCAUCUCCUUUUGGGGGUUCUCAUACUAUGUUCCCCCCUAUAAUUGAAUCUUCUGCCGCACUAUAUCAUCUUCUUUCCAUAAUUGAUUCAUCUCUUCAUAGUCACCUUGUUGAACUUGGAGUUGAGCCCCAGUAUUUCGCUCUUCGCUGGCUACGGGUUCUAUUCGGGCGUGAAUUUGCACUUGAAGACCUCCUGGUAAUCUGGGAUGAAAUUUUUGCAUAUGAAAAUACGAAAUUCAAUAAACCUGGUACUAAUGAUGCUGAGUCCAACGUUGGAGUCCUCAAUUCGCCCAGGGGAGCACUCAUUGCCGCUUUUGCAGUUUCAAUGAUACUUCAAUUGAGAUCUUCGCUGCUUGCCACCGAGAAUGCUACUUCCUGUCUUCAAAGGCUGUUGAAUUUUCCAGUCGAUGUAGAUCUUCUCAAACUGCUGGCUAAGGCGAAAUCAUUGCAGGCUCUAGCGGUAGAAGCGAUCAACUCAACGCCACUCCUGAUUCUUCCCCGGUUGCAUGGAAGACGUAACGCAGGAUUUACUAAGGCUCAUAUUCCUUCUUUAGAUUUAACUUCUCCAAGAACUACACUGAAUAUGGCACAUGAGAGCUACUGGGAAGAGAGGUGGAGAGUUCUUCACAUGGAAGAAGAAAGAAAGCAAGGCUCUUCUGCCUCUGCAGAAAAACAAGUUCCUAACCGCAAAAAAGGUUGGUCAGAGAGGGUAAGAUUACGCCUGUCUAGAACCAAAUGCGAUCCAUUCCGAUCUAAGGCCACUUUCAGAAAGAAGAAUGAGACAGAUGAAGGUAGGAAAAAUAUUGGGGGUGAUGUAGAUUUUGGCCACAAGAUUCCAGCUGAGGUCGAAGAACAAGAUGUUAAGGAUACUAACUUCAGUACAUCUGAGACAAGAUGCUCGAGUGGAUGUCCAGGGAAUGAAGAGAACUCAUCCAACAUCUCAGAUUUAUCAACCCCGGUUAGAGGGACUAAUGAUUAUGUGAACAUGUCGGGAAGAAGUAGUGUUGCAUCAAACUUUUCUGCUGAGGAAAAUGAUACCGAUUCUGUUAAUUUUGAGCCAUUGCAGGCUAAUCCAGAAUCUUCACCUCUUCCGGUCUCAGAGUUGGACGAAGAUGACGACACUUUAAACUCUACGCAGAACUACCAUUCUGUCAUAAAACAAGCUGCAGGCAUUAAGGAGCGAAAACUUCUCUCUGAUAAGUUUCAAUUGUUUUGGAAGUUUGGGCGCAACAUUAAUGAGGGAACAUCUGAUAGAGCUGCUGUAUCUGAAGAUGCAAAAGCUUGUGACAGUGGAAGUGAUCGUAACAAUGUAGCUGGCUCUUCUAUGGUUAAUGGAUGUAAUAGCACUUCUGGGAUAAGCAAGGCGGAGAUUAUUGACCAGAAUUUGAUAUUUAGCUUGAGUGAUCUUGGGCAAUCCAUGCUUGAGAACAUCCAGGUUAUAGAGUCAGUUUUCCAACAGGAUCCGGAUCAAAUGGGAUCGCUGGAGAACUGUAAAAAUGCAAUUGUUGGCGAAGGACAUAUUACAGCCAUGGCAGCCCUUGAAGAGCUUCGAAAAAUUAGCAAUCUUUUGUCUGAGAUGUGAAAUCGACGUUUUAAUAUCAGAUGUGUGCAUAUAUUGUUAUUAUUUCUUUCCUUGAAUGGCAGGAAAAAUGGUUCUGCAGUUUUGUGUGUAUAUACAUUUUUCUUCCUUAAAAUUUGAUUUGUAUCAUAGACAGACUUGUAUAUACAGAUUGUGAUGAAUGGUUUGCUCUUAUUAAUAAGAAAGCAAUUAUCAGAUCA